CGCGCCGGGCGGGGCGGGCCGGGCCGGCGUCUGCCCGCGCGAGGAAGUCCCGGCCCCGCGCUUUGGGGAAGUGAGGCCGAGGCGCCUGCGCACUGAAGCCUGCGCCCGCUCCCCGACGAUUCGGCCGGACCUCGGAGCGCGCGGGCCGGCGGCUGCGGCGCGAGUGGCUCGGGAGCGCGGCCGUCGCAGGGGAGGCGCUGCGCCCCCGGCCCGAGCCGAUCGGGGGCUCCUGGCGCCAGCCUCGCUCCAGAACGCGCAGGAGGACCUCCUGCCGUCUGACUUGAGUCCUGCUGCUGCAGUACACGCCCCUUCGGCAGCCAGGGUGGGGCCCAGAGCGAACCUGGCCCCUCCCGCCCCUGCCUCGCCUUUGGGUCGCUGGAACGAGGAGCGGCGGCGAGCGUGGCGGGCCUCCCGCGAGAGCAGGCUACAGCCCCUCCCCAGCUGCGAAGCCUGCGCCACGCCGAGCCCCGAGGAGGUGCGGAGCUGGGCGCAGUCCUUCGACAAGCUGAUGCACAGCCCAGCGGGCCGCAGCGUGUUCCGGGAGUUCCUGCGCACCGAGUACAGCGAGGAGAACAUGCUCUUCUGGCUGGCGUGCGAGGAGCUCAAGGCCGAGGCCAACCAGCACGUGGUGGACGAGAAGGCGCGCCUCAUCUACGAGGACUAUGUGUCCAUCUUGUCCCCCAAGGAGGUGAGCCUGGACUCCCGGGUGCGGGAGGGCAUCAACAAGAAGAUGCAGGAGCCGUCGGCGCACACGUUUGACGACGCGCAGCUGCAGAUUUACACGCUGAUGCACCGAGACUCCUACCCCCGCUUCCUCAGCUCCCCCGCCUACCGCGCCCUGCUGCUCCGGGGGCGCUCCACGUCCUCCAGUGAAGCCUAGACUGCCCACCGUGGCUGCCUGGACGCGGGACCCCUCCCGCGGGCAGAGACUCCUUUCACAAGAGCGCUUCACGUGUGGGGCACACCCGCCGGGCCCAGCGCCCCGGGCGGUCCCAGGCAGGAGCUCCGGGUGCAGGGCAGGCCAGAAGCCCCCUUCCCCACCCAGAGGACCCAGCGCCCCGGGAUCCAGCCGAGAGGCAGGCGUGAGGGCCUCUGGGCCUAGGCAGCCCCUCCAGCACCACCACCCCCACUGAGCGCUUCCUGCUGGGGUUCCCACCUGGUGAAAGGAGGCGCCCUCCCUGAAAGAAUCCUGGACCCGCAAAGCUCACACGGUCCUCCUCCCCGGGCCCCUGGGGGCCCUGAGAAAUGCCUCUGGUGGAGAACAGAACCUCUGUCCAGUUCUGUGACGAGAGGAGACCUCCAGCUGGUGCCAUGUGCACCCCGGGAUCAGACCCAGGACCUCAGAACGAGGCUCAAGGCAGCAGGACCCGGUCUCUCUUUUAUGUGUUCAUUGAGUGUAAACCAGGAAACAUGGCACUGUGUGUUUUAUCAAAAAAACAAAAAAAAAAGUUUUCAUAUUUAACUCCACUCCUCUUCCCCCCAAAAUAGAAUCUUAUUAUUGAAGAUA
Balaenoptera acutorostrata (minke whale) is the source of this 1507-nucleotide messenger RNA. RefSeq names its product regulator of G protein signaling 19 (gene RGS19). The record is from RefSeq and is a predicted model, not a curated record. NCBI's taxonomy places the organism in Eukaryota, Metazoa, Chordata, Mammalia, Artiodactyla, Balaenopteridae. The coding region runs from base 509 to 880 and encodes 123 amino acids. The transcript is spliced from 5 exons.